Molecule: messenger RNA, 984 nt
Organism: Anopheles marshallii
Lineage: Eukaryota; Metazoa; Arthropoda; Insecta; Diptera; Culicidae
Product: probable serine hydrolase
Exons: 2
Coding region: 1-984 (327 amino acids)
Source: RefSeq, a predicted model, not a curated record
AUGGACGUGUUGGACACGCAACCCAUAGAAACGCUCGUUGAGCGGCACGAUCGCGAACAUGGCGUACAGGAAGUCCGUAUCCCGGUGCCAUUCGGUGAGCUGGCCGGUAAGUGGUGGGGCCCCCGGAACGUUCGACCGAUCGUGUGUCUGCACGGAUGGCAGGAUAAUGCCGGUACGUUUGACACGCUGAUACCGCUGCUACCGUCCCACAUGAGCUUUCUCGCACUGGAUCUCCCGGGACACGGCUAUUCGUCACGCAUCCCGGACGGUAUGUCCUACCAGCCGAUCAACAUCUUCUAUCUGCUCAACUUCGUAAUGCACGAGUACGGCUGGAAAAAGAUCUCGCUCAUGAGCCACUCGAUGGGUUCGGUACUCCAGUACCCGUACGCGGCCACCUUUCCUACCCGUGUCGAUUUCCUCAUCUCGAUCGACGCACUCAAGCCUUCGAUCUUCCGUCCCGAGGUGCUCGUUUCGAUGAUGAGCGAACUUACGCCCGAAUUCUUGAAGGCGGAUCUGCGCAACCAGGAAAAGUCGGAACCACCCUCAUACUCCUACGAGGAAACGGUCAAUCGGCUUUACGAAGGUGCGGUGAACUCGAUCACGCGCGAAUCCUGUCCAUUUCUGCUGCAGCGCAACCUGCGCAAAUCGACCAAAUUCCCCGACAAGUACUAUUUCGCACGGGAUAGCCGGCUGAAGUACGGGCUAGGGUUUCUGUGGUCACAGGACGUGAACAAGCGGUUGGCACAGAACCUGACGAUGCCGUUCCUGUUUAUCAAGGCGACUGAAUCACCAUACUGGGAGCGGAAGCAGUACUACGAUGAGGUGAUCGAGAUAUUGGAGCGUAACAAUUCCCGGUUCGAGCUACGGUACGUCGAGGGGACGCACCAUGUGCAUCUAUCCCACCCGGAACGGGUUGCACCGGUGGUGACGGAUUUUCUAAACCGGAACUGGCAGAAGGACGAAGACGUUGCGAGCAAGCUGUAG